UCCCCCCCCUCCCAAGAACUCAGGGACGGGACCCUGUCAUGUUUCACUGACUGGCCCCUCCCGACCGGCGAAUGACAAGUGUUAAUCCGAGGGUGGGGCUUGCCUCAGUCUCUCAUGAUUGGCUGCUGGAUGGAAUUAAGGUGAAUGGAACACAUGCCCAAGGAGCAGGACCCUAACCCAUCAGAGGGAGAAGAGAAACGGUGGCUCAAUGGCCCGAAAAGGAAGAGGAAGAACAGCCAAUGUUCGGUGAAGAGUAUGACUGGGUACAUCCCCAGCUACCUCGAGAAGGAUGAGCCAUGUGUGGUGUGUGGUGACAAGGCCACAGGUUACCACUACCGCUGCAUUACCUGCGAGGGCUGCAAGGGUUUCUUCCGUAGGACCAUUCAAAAGAACCUCCACCCCGCCUACUCCUGUAAGUACGAUGGCUGCUGCAUCAUCGACAAGAUCACCCGCAACCAGUGUCAGCUCUGCCGCUUCAAGAAGUGUAUUGCAGUGGGCAUGGCCAUGGACUUGGUGCUGGACGACUCAAAGCGGGUUGCUAAACGGCGUCUGAUUGAAGAAAACAGGGAGCGACGCAAAAAGGAGGAAAUGGUGAAAUCCCUCCAGAACCGUCCAGAGCCCACCGGGGCCGAGUGGGAGCUGAUCCGCCUGGUGACGGAAGCCCAUCGACACACCAAUGCUCAGGGCGCCCAGUGGAAACAGAAACGCAAAUUCCUGCCAGACAAAAUCGGCCAGUCCCCGGUUGCCCCGACGUCGGACGGAGACAAGGUGGACCUGGAGGCCUUCAGCGAAUUCACGAAGAUCAUCACUCCUGCCAUCACCCGUGUCGUUGACUUUGCCAAAAAACUGCCCAUGUUCUCUGAGCUGCCUUGUGAAGACCAGAUCAUCCUGUUGAAGGGCUGCUGCAUGGAGAUCAUGUCACUGCGAGCUGCUAUGCGCUACGACCCCGAAAGCGAGACACUGACGCUGAGCGGGGAGAUGGCGGUGAAGCGUGAGCAGCUAAAGAACGGCGGGCUGGGCGUGGUGUCGGACGCCAUCUUCGAUCUGGGCAAGAGCCUGGCGCAGUUCAACCUGGACGACACAGAGGUGGCGCUGCUGCAGGCCGUGCUGCUCAUGAGCUCAGACCGCUCGGGCCUGACCUGCGUGGACAAGAUCGAGAAGUGCCAGGAGACCUACCUGCUGGCGUUUGAGCACUACAUCAACUACCGCAAGCACAACAUUCCCCACUUCUGGCCGAAACUCCUGAUGAAGGUGACAGACUUGCGGAUGAUCGGGGCGUGCCACGCCAGCCGUUUCCUUCACAUGAAGGUGGAGUGUCCCAACGAACUCUUCCCCCCGCUCUUCCUGGAGGUCUUCGAGGACCAGGAGGUGUGAAAUACAGUUGCCACCGCGCAAAGGGAAGAGGAAGUUGGGGCAAACUGGGAGAUGGGAAGGGCCAUCAUGUUUAUGGGGGAAGGAUGGAGGGAGAGUCCUCUUGGCAGGAGUCUGCGUUUCUCCGACAUUGUAUUCACAGUAUGUGGUUUAAAAACUGGAAACAACAAUAACAGAAACAACACACCAGCAACAGGAGUCAAGCAAACAGAGGAUUUUGUUUUUGAACACCCUCUCCUCCACCUCUUUCUCCUCCUUUUACUUACCCCUGUUUUAAAAUCCGUGUGGGGGCCCUUCUGUCUGAGCAUGAUGUCUUAUCUAAGUAAGAGUUGUAGCCAUUUGCCAAGACACGUACACAGACACACACAGCACAUGCGCAUACACACACACACAGCCACAGCCUGUUCCACCUCAGUUCCUCAGAGCAGCGCUCUUAGCAGGGGUCCAUCCUCCCCUCGCUGGUUCUUUGUAGCGGUCACAGAUUCACACCUGUUUUGAAGCCCACAUUUCCAGCUCCUAUGCUGGCCAGCACCUCUCAGUAUUAUUUCUGAAUAAGUGUUAAGGCAGUAAUUCAGAAAAUAUGGACAACAGUGACACAUUAUUGCUCACAGCCACGCAAUCAGCAGACACUGCACAUUGAAAUUUCAGCAGAUGCUUUUAGCAUUACUCUGGUGUAUAAUUGCUGUAGUGAAGCAGAGCUACCAGACCUACUUAUUAUCAAUUCCUCAACUCAAUCUGAGCCGUUACAGCUGUUUUUGGAGCUUGUUCUUCUUAGAUCCCAGUGAAACCGGUGCUAUAUUUAUACAAGGCUACUCCACUUUUAUGAAAUUGUGUUGUCUACCUUUGAAAAACGUGCAGACCAUGGCUCCAUAUCUACCUUCAUUUUUGUCAUUGGACCGGCUCCUGUGACAUACAAUGCGCGCGCACACACACACGCACACACACACACACACACAGACACACACACAAGACACAUAUGAGCAGACUUGCCUUGUCAUUGUCCAUGCUGCUUGUGCCAGCAGCCUACCGUCUUAUGAAUGACAAUUAAGCCCUUCUCUCUCCAAGAAAGAAAGAAAGAAGAGAGGGGAGGAGGAAGGGGGGGACACUUGGAAGGAGAGAGGAGGGAGGAAGUAAGAUUUAAUAGCUGGAUUCAGAGGCAGGGGUCAGAAGUAAAUCUCCCACACCCAGCCUCUAAGGAGGGUUUGAAUAGCAGCAGCCACAGCAAGGCAGCGAAGCUCAUUUACACAUACACACACUUCCUCUCUAUCUCUUUAUCUCUCUCUCCUUCUGUCUCACACACACAAAUAUAAACAUGAAAACACACACAUCACCUCAGAGUAACAUGAAUGCCUCAUUUUACUGUAUGCACUGCAUGGCAGUGUUGAUAUACAGCCCUAACCUGCAGGGUUUGUACAGAGUCCUCUCCUCACAGACUCAGCUCAGUGUAGGCCCUCCAGGAUUCCAUACACAUUUGCCUUUUUUUUACCAUGGGCAUCACUGAGAGCAGGCAAAUGCCAAGAAGGCUACCAUUUACCUCAAAGUGGACACACCCCCAGGCUGAGGCAGCAAUACUGCCCCUGUGGUGUCAGGCACUACCUCACCUCUGUGGACAUAGGGCAGCUGCCCACAGCCUACACACAGACAUACACCAUUCAAGUUGGCGCAUGUGUAGAUUAACACACAAAUGUGCAUAAUUUAUGUGUAGAUGCACACUUGUAGUCAUGGAAAGACAAAAACACUCACAGCAUAACACACACACACACCCUCAGUGCUAUCACUUGGUUGAAAUGAAAUACCACUGAAGACAGGAGGGCCAGCCAUCCCCAUGAGAAGGUUUUACCGACUCCAGGGAAUGGCACCCAUUACAUUCGGGUUAUCUCUUUUUGUUAUAUGGGACCAAGUGUCAUCUUUUGAAAUUUGGAUUUACCUGUUUCUGUCAAAACAGAAACCGACUCAUAGAAGAGACGAAGGACAGUGUGGAUGUCCAGCCCAGCUGACACCCAUCUGAGCAAGCAGCAAGAGGAUAGAUAACAGUAACUGAAAACCCGUGGUGGCCACGCCCGUUGAAUUAGCAUGCAUAGAAAGGGCAGUUUCCUUCUGCGUCAUGGCGAUCUUACACUGUACUUAUGAUGGCUGCCAUUGGAUUUUUAUAAAAAAAACUAAUUGAAAUAAGUUUUCUUUCAUGCAUGGACAGUGCAUUUGACAUAAAAAGUUGGAAUGUUAUCAACUGAAAUGAAGCCUUAUCGGUGGCAACUCAAAAGCUCUUUUAGUCUUAUGCACUUUGCCCACCAAUGCUCACCACUAUCAUAGUAGUAUCACACAGUAACUAUCCAUGGCAGAUAUUGUGGUGUACCAGCCAAACAAACAUUCAAGAAUGUUGAUCUGAUUAUAAAAGCCCACUCUGUUCAUUCCAAUUCUGGGGCCAAGCCAAAUCUAACUGGGUUUACCACUCUUAUAAGAAGAGAAUGAAUGGAAAAAAAGAGAUUAAGAAAAUCUAUUUUAUAUCCAAUGCCAAGCAGUAGUUCAUACUGGGCACUUGUACAGGAUGGGUAUUCUGUACCCCUCAGAAGUACCUAAGCAGAGGAACGUGUGGCAGGGAUCAUGGGUUAAUCGUUACGGAUGGCCAGGCCUAACUGCUUCAAACAUCUGGAGCAAUGCUGGGAGGAGAGAGGAACUGGAACGCCACCUUUGGGCACAAUGGUGGAGUCUGGUCUGACUCUCAGAAGAACCCCUUCCACAAGCACAUCACCACUUCUAGAGAUCCACUACCCGCCCUGCCCCUACCCCUUUCUAGCUCAUGACAAUGCCCUUUCUGGAGCCUAGCUCAGACUGAAUUGCACCCCACCACCAUUAUAACACCCCCACUCAGCUAGGCUGGUGGGAGUUUUUGCACUACUGCAGCGGUCCUCCCUUCAGCCCUUUACUCAUCAAAGUUUAACCAACACCCCUUGUUGGAUUACAUAUUAGUUUCCCCCCCACUAAAUAUACCCCCAAAUGGGCACGCUGACCUGCUCUGUGUAACAGAGCCUGGCAGUCGCAGUGGGCUCAGUCCCAAACCUGUCCCAUUGUCAGUAUUAGACCGACAGCACAUUACUACCACCCCUUACCCUACCCAACCACGGAUGGAGAGAGGUCCCUGCGUAGGAGGGCAGCACUUACUCAUUCUCCCUGUAGUACUAAUUUUCCUCUCAUCCUUCUUAUAGUAGAGUCAGCCCGGUGACAUUUCAAAUUCGGAGCCCUCCUCCAAACAGCCUCCCCUCCAUCAUCAUCCUCUCUCCCCCCUCUUCUCUUCCCUUAAGCACCCUAGCUAUUUUACCCACUCACCGCUGAGUGGGUCACCCCCAGUUUGGCCCAGAAUCAUUGACACCAAACAGGAUCCAGGCCUCUCCCUUGUGAGACAAGGCUGGCCAUAACUGCCCUUUUAGAGUGGCGCCACCGAAUGAAUGUGAACGGCAGAAGCAGCAGCGACGGGAACAACAGACUUGAGCGCGAGAAUGUGAGGAUGCGAGAGAAGAAGAAAGCGCGGGACAGGAAACAAAAAAAGCUGAGGGCUUUAACCCUCAUUUGCCAUCAUUGACAUGGGCGUGAGAGGGUGAUGUGGCUGGUUGUAGAGACGAUGUUAACGAACACUCGGAAGAAGGGGAGACGGCAAUGUAGGAAUACGUACAGUCUCCCCUUCGGUUCCAAAAACAACCACACAUGAACCCCCGUUCCCAUGCCAGCUGACAACCCCAAAUGUCCCCCCCUCAGCUCCUUCCAAAAGGAUAACAUCCAACUUUCAUAUGGUGAGGAUCAGAGAGAUCCCUUAUUCCAGAGAUGCAGGUUUGGAAUUCCAACACAUCUUUGCAAAAGAACUGAAAAAGAGAAAAAAAACCUUAUUGAUGUCUUUUGUUCUCGUGAGCUGACUGGGUAUGUGUGUGUGACAGUAAGGGUUAUAAUGCUGCUUUACCUUCUGAGUCUGAUUUAGAUUAAGAAAAAAAAAAAGAUAUAUGAAAUGAUUAUAAAUCCAUAAAACAAAAUGAAAA
Thunnus maccoyii (southern bluefin tuna) is the source of this 5396-nucleotide messenger RNA. Its product is annotated as thyroid hormone receptor alpha-B. The record is from RefSeq and is a predicted model, not a curated record. Gene Ontology annotation, molecular function: zinc ion binding; nuclear receptor activity; RNA polymerase II cis-regulatory region sequence-specific DNA binding. Gene Ontology annotation, biological process: retinoic acid receptor signaling pathway; thyroid hormone receptor signaling pathway; negative regulation of transcription by RNA polymerase II. The transcript has 8 exons. The coding region runs from base 145 to 1374 and encodes 409 amino acids. Lineage: Eukaryota; Metazoa; Chordata; Actinopteri; Scombriformes; Scombridae.